This is a messenger RNA of Fonsecaea erecta, 576 nucleotides long. RefSeq lists its product as hypothetical. NCBI's taxonomy places the organism in Eukaryota, Fungi, Ascomycota, Eurotiomycetes, Chaetothyriales, Herpotrichiellaceae. The coding region runs from base 1 to 576 and encodes 191 amino acids. The transcript has a single exon. Gene Ontology annotation, biological process: regulation of actin filament polymerization; Arp2/3 complex-mediated actin nucleation. Gene Ontology annotation, molecular function: actin filament binding. Gene Ontology annotation, cellular component: actin cytoskeleton; cytoplasm; Arp2/3 protein complex. The record is from RefSeq and is a predicted model, not a curated record.
AUGGCCAACAUAAAUUGGCGCACGAUAAACGUCGACGCCUACGAUCCUGACUCCGCUUUGAACUUUCCUCUUUCCACUCUUCUCCCAGCCAACCUACCCGCACCCUCCACAUCCUCCGAGGCCGCACAAAUCGGCCAACAGGUCCGGCAACUGCUCCGCGCUGGUGACAGCUUAGGCGCUCUACAAUCGGCACUCGAAACUGCCCCUCUAGCGGGCGACGAGGGCGCAAAACAAGUCCACCUCACCACGGUCUUGGAGGUGCUACAAGGGAUUAGACAGAGCGAUGUCAGUCGGAUACUGACGGAGAUGCUGAAACAGCCGGGCGGAGCGGCGUUGGGGGAUACCUUGAUGAAGUACAUAUACAAGGGCAUGGCCAGCGGAAGCAGUACAACCAGUGGCAAGGGGGUGAGCCCGCAGGCGACUGGCACGGGCUUCAGUCAGAUUCAAUCGAGGAAUUUUGGAGAGGGUGGGGGUGGCCAGGUCAUGAGUGUGCUGCUGAGCUGGCAUGAGAAGCUGACGGAGGUGGUGGGCGUUGGUGGGAUUGUGAGGGUCAUGAGUGACCGACGAACGGUAUGA